UGCACAUCCUUAGGUAUGGAUGCAAAAAAAAAAAAAAAUUAUUUUUUGAAUCAAAGAAAAGACUUUAAAAACAAAAAACGCUUGUCAUUAGAGAGUGGAAUGCAAGGUUUUUUUUGUACUUGUAAUAAUCGAGAAAAAGAUUGUGUACGUGAAGCUUAUAAUAUCUUAAAUGAAUAUUCAGAAGUUCAGAAAAUUGAUUUCAAAUACUUAAAUAGAAAUGGAGUAAACUGCACAAAUAAACUGGAUCAAAAUAAUUGGACUGAACAAAUUUUAGAAAAGGAAACAGUUGUUAACUACGAAGAUACAGAUUUAAAGGCAAAUGCCGUAAUAGCAGGACGUAAAGAAGUCAAUGAAGAUAUCACCGAUGCCUUAAGCAAAGAAAUAUCCGAAUUAAAGGCAGAAGCUACUGAAUUAGAAUUAAAAAAAAAAUUUCAGGUAGUGGAUACUGGCGUGAAUAACAUAAUAUUCAUUAAAAGUACGAUUCCUGAUACAAUCAAUCUUGUAACAACUAUUAUUAAAGAUUUGCAAGAAUCCAAGAAACCGAAAACAAAAUACCUUUUGCGAAUGCUGCCUGUUCAAAUAGCUUGUAAAGCUUAUAUAGACGACAUUAAGUCUAAAGCAAGUGCACUUUUUGAGCAAUAUUUUGCUCAGGAACCAAAAACAUUUUCCAUUGUCGUAAACCGACACAGCAAUAGUAACUUACAAAGGAUUGAAGUGAUUAAAGAGCUGGCUGCAAUUAUUGCUACCAAGAACCCUGGAAAUAAAACAAAUCUCAAAAAUCCGGAAAUUGCAGUUGUAGUUGAAGUUGUGCGAGCAGUAUGUCUUAUUUCAAUCGCUCCUAAUUACUUUGCAUACAAAAAAUAUAAUCUCAUGGAAAUUAGUAGACAUCAGUAUGAAUAAACAUGCACAAUUUUGCAAUUAUAAUUUUGUAAUAUAUUAAUAAAAAAAAAGUGAAAUACUUGAA
Copidosoma floridanum is the source of this 964-nucleotide messenger RNA. RefSeq names its product THUMP domain-containing protein 1. Gene Ontology annotation, biological process: tRNA modification. Gene Ontology annotation, molecular function: RNA binding. The record is from RefSeq and is a predicted model, not a curated record. Lineage: Eukaryota; Metazoa; Arthropoda; Insecta; Hymenoptera; Encyrtidae.